Messenger RNA from Parnassius apollo (apollo), 627 nucleotides. The record is from the annotation of a GenBank genome assembly. Lineage: Eukaryota; Metazoa; Arthropoda; Insecta; Lepidoptera; Papilionidae.
AUGCUGGUUACCUAUUUGGAAGCCAGCCGGGACCUUUGCGAGACGGACUCAAUUCUUUUUGGCGUCGCACUUGCAGUCUACCGUAUUAUAGGCGCCAAACUUUCCACGGCUGGACGCGCUACUGGACAAAGUAGUGCUAUCCCAGCCUGGAGAAUAAGAAUUGAAGAACGUAUCGCAAAGGCUAGGGCCCUCAUCGGCAGACUGAUAUGCUUCAGAUCAGGCAAUACCAGGCCAAGGAUUGUGCGCACCGUCAGGAUGGCGUUUGCUGGGACAAAUGUUAGUUUGUCCCAGCCGGAUAUAAUGCAAAAACUGACGGAGCGCAUAGACGACCUGAAGCAAAGAAUCGCUGCUUGGGGAAAGCGGAUUCGGCGAUAUACCGAGAGGUCGACACGGUUCAACCAGAAUUGUCUCUUCCAGAGUGAUCAGAAGAGGCUCUAUAAAUCAUUGACCAUCGACCCCAAUGGUAAGUGGAACGGGCCCAGCACCAAAUCAGGCCGACACGGACGCAUUCUGGCGCAACCUUUGAUCAGAGCCCGUAAACCACAACGAGGGCCCUUGGACGGAAGUUAUAGCGAGUCAUUGUGCGGGUAUUACACCCAUGGACCCCGUCAUCAUAACACCGGAUGA